AGAAAUGGGAGUCCACGGUAUUUGGGAACUCCUCGCCCCCGUCGGCCGCCGCGUCUCCGUCGAAACUCUAGCCGGAAAAAAGGUCGCCAUCGACGCGAGCAUAUGGAUGAUUCAGUUCAUGAAGGCGAUGAGGGACGAGAGAGGAGAGAUGGUGAGGAACGCGCAUUUGCUUGGGUUCUUCCGCAGGAUUUGCAAGCUGUUGUUUCUUCGGACCAAGCCGGUCUUCGUCUUUGAUGGCGGCACCCCCGCGCUCAAGCGCCGGACCGUUAUUGCGCGCCGGAGACAGCGCGAGAACGCCCAAGCCAAGGUCCGCAAGACCGCCGAGAAAUUGCUGCUUAACCAUCUUAAGGCAUUGAAGUUGAAAGAGUUAGCGGACGAUAUCAAGAACCAGAAGGAGAAACAAAAGAACGAUGUCAAGGGUAAGAAGGUUUCUCCCGAUCAGGCCAACUCGGUUGGGAGUAUUCUGAGAGAAAAUGAUCUGAGCUCCAUUAAUGAGAACCAGCAAAAGCUAGAUGAAAUGUUGGCAGCAUCUAUUAUGGCAGAGGAAGGUGGGAGUUUAGCUAACAAUUCAACAAUGUCACCUACCGUUCCCUGCGAAGAGGAUGGUGAUGAAUGUGAAGAAGUGAUACUGCCAGAUAUGCACGGUGAAGUGGACCCCUCUGUGCUUGCUGCUUUACCUCCAUCAUGGCAGCGUAGUAUUCUUGUUCAGAAACAAAGGCGGGAUAAUGAGGCUAAUGGUCAGAAGAUCCUGUUGGACAAGGUGGGGAGCAACUUAGAAAGGGAUGGUAUGGCGUCGAGCAGUUGCAAUCAGGAAAAGCUGGAUGAAAUGUUGGCAGCAUCUCUAAUGGAAGAAGAAAGUAGAAGUUUAAAUAACAAUGCAUCAACGUCUGCUGCUCCUUAUCCUGUUGCAGAGGAUAGUGAUAUGGACGAAUCCGAGGAUGGGGAUGAAGAGAUGAUACUGCCAGCAAUGGAUGAUGAAGUUGACCCAUCCAUACUAGCUUCUUUGCCUCCAUCCAUGCAACUUGAUCUCCUUGUUCAAAUUAGAGAGAGGUUGAUGGCAGAAAACAGACAAAAGUAUCAAAAAGUCAAGAAGGACCCUACAAAAUUUUCUGAGCUACAAAUACAAGCAUACCUUAAAACUGUUGCUUUCCGCCGGGAGAUAGAUCAAGUGCAGAAGGUUGCUUCUGGAAGAGGAGUAGGUGGUGUACAGACUUCACGGAUAGCAUCUGAAGCAGGCAGAGAAUUUAUCUUCUCAACAUCUUUCACUGGAAACAAGCAGGAACUUACGUCUGGGUCUGGCAGAGCUGAGAAAUCUAGAGAUAAGCAACAGGCAACGGAAGAAGGUGAUUCUAGUGUCUUGCAUGCUGCUGCAAGUACUAGUAAGCCGAACACUGUGAGUGCAUCAAAACCCAACGAGUCUAAAAGGGUUUUUGAUGACAAUAUUGAGACCUAUCUUGAUGAGAGAGGGCAUGUUCGUGUUAGUAGAGUGAGAGCUAUGGGUAUUCGUAUGACCCGUGAUUUACAAAGGAACUUGGAUUUGAUGAAAGAGAUUGAACAAGAGAGGGAAAAUGCUGACUGCCUGAUACGUGAAAGUAACAGUGCUGUCCCAACAAACUUUUCUGCAAAAAGUGCCACAGAUGCUUCACAUGAUGGUGCUGAAUCUGUCAAGUUGAAUGGGACAGAUCAUGACUGCUUGUUGAACAAUGGUGCUUCUAUAGAAAUUUCUUUUGAAGAUGAUUCUGACAUGAAGUGUUUUCAUGAAGAUGAUGAUACAUUUGCUCGUUUAGUAGCAGAAAAUCCUUUGAAAGUAUCUUCUGGUGAUAUUACUCCAAAAAAACUGUCUUCUGCUUCUGAUUCAGAUUGUGAUUGGGAGGAAGGUAUUACUGCAGCAAAGGAUAUGAGUUUCUCUGAUGAUAACUUGAAAACAAAGCACACUUUUGCUGAAGACAACAAUAGUGAGGAUAGUGAAGUGGAGUGGGAGGAAGGAGAUUGUGAGAUUACUCAACAUACUAUGCCUCUAGGAGCUGAAUCAGAAAAAAUAAAUUCCAAAGGUGCUUUGAAAGAACAGGCUGAUUUGCAGGAGGCAAUAAGAAGAAGUCUUGAUGAUUUAGAUAAGAAUUUUAGUUGUGCGUUGCUUAAUGAUGAAAAACUUGAAGUUCCCAGCGGAAGUGAUUGUACAGGUAAGAGGUUUCUUGACCAAAAAGAUACGUUAGGAGGACUGAAUUUUCCAGGAGACACUGGUAACCGGCAACACAGAUUGACUUGUGAAAUGGAUGGUGUUCAAAUGCUGGAUGGUGCAGGUGCACUAAGUAUCUCAAAAAUCACCGAUUCUUGUGGAAGGCCAUUGAAUUCUGCUGUAGAAUACAAUUCUGAUAACUCAAGGAUACUGCUAGAUGCACCACGUGAAUUUGACACGGAUUUUCCUUCUGAUCAACCAACGGAGGAUGCAAGUAAAAUGGUUAAUUCAUCUAAAGAACCAACGGAGGAUGCAAGUAAAAUGGUUAAUUCAUCUAAAGAAGCACCUUAUGCAGAAUCUGUUACUCCUCCAAAAGCAAAGGAGAUCAAUGUGGCUGCAGAGGGCCUUUUGUGUACUUCUAAUGAGGUUGGAGUGUUCUCUACCUCCUCCAACAGCUGUGAAAAAGAUACUUCUGAUUUCUUGUGUGGUGGUGUUCCUGAUUCCAGUUUGAUUGAUAAUCAGAAAACUGCUUGCGAAGCUGAACCACCACGCCCCUUGUCAAAAGCAGUAACAAAUGAAUUGGUAUGUAAUAUUGAAAACGAAGAAAAAUUGACUGCCAAAAAAAUUCAUGAAGAUUGUUUCCAGGAAAUCAAGCAUAGCUUGGAGAAUUCUGCAUUGAAGGACAAUGAAGAUCUGCACAUUGAUGUUGCAGAGGCUAAUUUGGAGGAAGAAAUAAAAAUUUUAGGCCAAGAACGUAUGGACCUGGGGGAUGAGCAGAGAAGGCUGGAGCGUAAUGCAGAAUCUGUCAGUGGUGAGAUGUUCACAGAGUGUCAGGAGCUGCUGCAAAUGUUUGGCUUACCAUAUAUUAUUGCACCAAUGGAAGCUGAAGCUCAGUGUGCUUAUAUGGAACUAGCAAACCUUGUUGAUGGUGUUGUGACUGAUGAUUCUGAUGUUUUCUUGUUUGGAGCACGGAGUGUUUAUAAAAAUAUAUUUGAUGAUCGAAAAUAUGUCGAGACAUACUUCAUGAAGGACAUUGAGACUGAGCUUGGCCUAACCAGAGAGAAAUUGAUUCGCAUGGCACUUCUUCUUGGUAGUGAUUAUACUGAAGGAGUCAGUGGGAUAGGCAUUGUGAAUGCCAUUGAGGUUGUAAAUGCAUUUCCUGAGGAAGAUGGCCUCCAAAAAUUCCGGGAGUGGAUUGAAUCACCAGAUCCCUCCAUAUUGGGGAAUUUCAGUGCGCAAACAGAUUCUAGUGCAAGGAAAAAAGGAUCGAAAAUUGGUGAUAAUGACAAUUGCUUCCAAAGCAAUAUGGAAGAAGCAUCUGCAUCUCACGAAAACGAUUCUGAAGCUCAAGUUAGAGACAUAACAAGAGUUUUCAUGGAUAAGCAUAGAAAAGUGAGCAAGAACUGGCAUAUUCCUUCUUCUUUUCCAAGUGAAGCGGUUAUUUCUGCUUAUAUUUGUCCUCAAGUGGAUAAGUCGACUGAGCCUUUCACAUGGGGAAAACCAGAUCAUUUUGUUCUUCGAAAAUUAUGCUGGGAAAAGUUUGGUUGGGGUAGCCAGAAGGCAGAUGAAUUAUUACUACCUGUUCUGAAGGAAUACAACAAGCAUGAGACUCAACUGCGUUUGGAGGCAUUUUACACAUUCAAUGAAAGAUUUGCAAAAAUUCGUAGCAAGAGAAUAAAGAAAGCUGUUAAAGGAAUUACGGGAAAUCAGUCCUUGGAGUUAACAGAUGAUGCUCCACAAGAAGUCUCUAGAAGUAAAAACAAAAGAAAAGCAACGGCUGAUAAAGCUGGGGAUGAUCAAUUGGAGAAACUUCCACAGGGAACAGAGGAAAGUGCUGUCAGGAACCAGAGUAACUAUUGUUCGAAAUCAACUCCCAAGCCAUCAAGGAAACGGAAGAUACCUAUGGAUGAAGCUGUUUCUAAAUCACUAAUAUCCUCAGAUAGCAAACAAGGUACCAACAGAAGAUCACGUUCACACGGAAGAUGCCAAGGAAGAGGGCGAGGCAGGACAACCAAAAGAAGAAAGGGAAAAGGAAGUCCCCCUUACGAAGUGUCUGAAAUGAGCUCCAGUGAUGAUGAUGACGUAGAGGAAGUUCACAUGGAGAAACAAGAAGGGCCGCCAGAAUUGCGACGGUCUACGCGAAUGCGGAAGCCUGUAGACUACACCGCAAAUGACUUCGAAAUAGAGGAUCUGGAUCAGUCAGUUGACCAGGGUGAUAAAAAAUCUUUUGAUGAAGAGCCAUCACAACCAGAUUUAACGUGGGGUGGUCAGGAUCUAUGUGAAACUGUGGCUUCUGGUCUUGGUCAAGCGAAAGAGAAUAAUGCCCAAAAUUUGUCUCGUGGGGAGGGAUUGGACGAGGACUACCUUGAAAAAGGUGGAGGAUUUUGUCCAGAUAAUGAUGAUAAUGAUGGACCAGAUGUGAGCCAACGUGGUAAUCCUUGUCUUGAGGGCGAUUUCUCUGAAGAAUUCUUAAGAACCGGAGGUGGCUUUUGUAUGGAUGAAGGCGAAAACGUAAAGAGCAUUUCUGGCCCCGCUACAGCUGCCGUCUUGGAAAGUGACAAUCUUUUCCAAUGCUCUCGUUCCAAAUCAGGUACUUCACUGCAAGAGAGUAAGAUGGAUAAUACUCGGACAACUCCUGUGGGAGCUCUAUGUGCCAUGCCUCUUUUGAGAAAGAAGCGGAGGAAAGGCUGA
Messenger RNA from Morus notabilis, 4867 nucleotides. Its product is annotated as DNA repair protein UVH3. Gene Ontology annotation, biological process: nucleotide-excision repair. The coding region runs from base 5 to 4867 and encodes 1620 amino acids. The transcript is spliced from 19 exons. Gene Ontology annotation, cellular component: nucleus. The record is from RefSeq and is a predicted model, not a curated record. Gene Ontology annotation, molecular function: single-stranded DNA binding; DNA endonuclease activity. Lineage: Eukaryota; Viridiplantae; Streptophyta; Magnoliopsida; Rosales; Moraceae.